AGGAAGGGGGCGGGGCCACACAAACGAGCAGACAGACGCGGAAGCCUCAGGCGCCCGGAAGUGGCUGGCUGGGGGGGGGGAGGGAGUGCCUGGCCGCAGCGGCGCCUGCGCGUUGCAGUCGGACGCUGCCUCCGCUUCCGUCCCUGGCUCCGCAAGCGGCCGUAGCAGGUACCGUAAUGGGCGGACGAGAAGCGCAGGAGGUUUUGUCUUUCCUUCCUCUCGGCCUCCUCUUCAGCGUCUCCCGCGCAGCUCCCGCUUGAGCCUCGUCCCUCAGUCACGGAGAGCCCUCGGGCGUCUGAUUCCACAGGUGCCCCCCCACGCCUCUUUAACCCUUGAGGAGAAAAGCGAGCGGGGAUAAUCAGGGUUUCCCAAACGCUGGGUGUCCAGCUGCUGGUGGACUACAGUUCCCAUCUCCCCCGGUCGCUGGUCUUGCUAGCGAGGGAUGAUGGGAGUUGUAGUCCCUCCAAGAAAACAGCUGCGGACCCAAGGUUGGGACUCCCUGGGUUAAAUCGUUCAAGCGCGCAUGCGCAGACGGGAGGGUUGGGGUCUCUUCUUACCUGACAGGAGGCCCGUUUUGAAAUACUUAUUUUACGUCGUCCUCUUUUCCUGAAACAACGGAGGCUUCGGCGAGGCGAGAGAACGGUAUUCGCGUGGCAGCCCCGGCCCUGCCUGGGAGCCAGAGCAUAGCUGUCAACUUUUCCCUUUUCUGGCGAGGGAUCCUAUUCGGAAUAAGGGAAUUUCCCUUUAAAAAGGGGAGACGUUGACAGCUAUGAGCCAGAGGGAGGAGGAGGAGGAGGGUGCCUCUGUCCAUGCGCAGAGUGCAUAAGGGCAGUGAUGCUAAAUAGGCACGCUUGCGUGUUCCCUUCCGCGCAAAAUGGGGAGUCAGGCCCGGGUGAAAGCAACCGGAGGCCCUGGGCCGGGAGCCCAAACUGAAGGGCAUCUCAAAACAAAAGCUCGCUCUCUUCUUUAUCGAGCUCGAUGAAAGUCGAAUAUCUCUGAAAUGUUAGUAUUGAUUAAAAAAAUAUUGCUUAUAAAUUCAUGACCUUUUAACAAGUUUGCAAAAAUACGGCAUUUACAAAGACAUUCACUCCUAACAUUCAAAGGGAAAUUGUAGCUAUGUGGUAACAUUACACAAAAUCAGGCCAGUCACAGGCACCUACGUCAUGUGUUUGAUGUUACAGAACAGCUGUGCCUAAAUAGUAAAAUAUGCCUGACUGUUUUUUUUAAAAUGGCAAGAGGCCCAAUUCCCCGCUAGAUUAUGAGGCACUAGGCUAGGGCUACAGCCCACUACUCAGCCCAUUGUACAUCUGGCACUGCUCAGAGUUUAAAACUAGCCACUCGGGUGCUUUCUUCCCCAGCAGCUGUGUUCCUGCAGUGGUGAUCUAGAUCGCCUUCCGUCCCCCUUGAACAAAAUGAGUCCAUGUACUGCUCUCCCCAUCCCUCCCAUAUUCCUAUUCUGAUAGGCUGAAGGGAAAGGUGCUGCCUAGUUGCUUCCCCACUAACCUACUACAGUGGUACCUCGGGUUACGAACUUAAUUCGUUCUGGAGGUCCGUUCUUAACCUGAAACUGUUCUUAACCUGAAACUAAUGGGGCCUCCCACUGCUGCCGCGCCACCGGAGCACGAUUUCUGUUCUCAUCCUGAAGCAAAGUUCUUAACCCGAGGUACUAUUUCUGGGUUACAGAGUCUGUAACCUGAAGCGUCUGUAACCUGAAGUGUAUGUAGCCUGAGGUACCACUGUAGUUGAUCACUUGCUACAAUAAUGUCAGCACACAAACUGAACACGCCACAUUGUUCAGCUGGUGGCAGGAAGCAGGCUGUUGUGUGCGCUCUCUUUUUUUCAAAAAAAGGAAAACUUCAGUGCAUAAGAAAACUCCCUGAUUAAAUUGCCUAAAAGCCUUCGUUGUGCAACAAGGCUAAGGGUGGCUGCAACAAAAGAAACUUCAAAAAAAAAAAUCUGCAAACUUUAUCUGUUCCUCCUUUCUAGCACACACAGUUUUUGAUGCGACUGGUACUCACAGUCUCACUAUGUCAUAUUGUAAUAUUCAGAUCUCAAUCCACAGGCUGCAGCUUAACAGCUGCCACUUCAGCAAGAAAUAAUAAUGUUACGUGCCAAGAAUGGACUUCUGCGCCUCUGGCCCUCCUGUUACAGGAAAGAAGCAGGGCCACACCUCCGUGAGCAGUUUUGGCGUUCGCUCCAUGAACAGGUACUCCACCCAGAGUGGGUGGCCAUGGCCAAAAAGCAGUUAAAGGGCAAGAAUCCAGAGGAGCUGAUAUGGCACACCCCAGAAGGAAUCGCCAUCAAACCGUUGUACUCUACUCGGGACACAAAGGACUUUCCUGAGGAACUACCUGGCGUCAAACCCUUCACCCGUGGUCCUUACCCUACCAUGUAUACCUAUAGGCCUUGGACCAUCCGCCAGUAUGCUGGUUUCAGUACUGUUGAAGAAAGCAAUAAAUUCUACAAGGACAACAUCAGGGGUGAGACACAGGGCUAAGGGAAUGGGGUGGGGGGAAAUAUUGUCUAGGGCAGGCUUCCUCAACCCCGGUCCUCCAGAUGUUUUGAGACUACAAUUCCCAUCAUCCCUGACCACUGGUCCUGCUAGCUAGGGAUCGUGGAAGUUGUAGGCCAAAAACAUCUGGAGGGCCAAGGCUGAGGAAGCCUGGUCUAGGGCUGCAGUCCUAACCCCACUAACCUGGGAGUAAGCCCCAUUGAAUUCAGUAAGACUUACUUCCGAGUAGGCAUGGUUAGGAUUGCACUGGAGUUUUGGGACCAAAGUAUUUCAUGUAUAACUGUGAGAGCAAUCCUAGGCAUGCAUACUUAGAAGGAACCCAGGACACUUCUUCUAAGUAGCUAUGGAUAGGAUUCUGCUGUAAGAUUUCAUCACUGUGCACCCUUACUUGGGAGUGGGGAGCACUGAGUUUGAUGUGCAGGAUCAGGCAUAUAGUUUUAAGGGUAGGUCUGGAAGCAGAAUAUUUGAUCACUUGCAUAUUCUUAUAUUAGCUCUCAGAGGUCAGUUUUUUAGUUAGAAACUACUGCUAACAUUUAUUGUAUGAUUCUUGUUCAAAUGCUGCCAGAACAUGUGCAGCUUGUGAUUCAGUCUGACUCUUAAUUAAGAUGCGUAAUAUUAAGGGGUUUUAUUUUAACUCUUUUGUUAUUAAUCUUUUUUUUUUUUUAAUGGGACUAGCUGGCCAGCAGGGUUUAUCCGUUGCUUUUGAUCUGGCAACUCACCGCGGAUAUGAUUCAGACAACCCCCGAGUCCGUGGAGAUGUUGGAAUGGCUGGAGUUGCCAUUGAUACAGUAGAAGAUACCAAGAUACUUUUUGAUGGGAUUCCUUUGGAGAAGAUGUCUGUUUCAAUGACAAUGAACGGGGCAGUAAUUCCUGUCCUAGCUACGUUCAUCGUAACUGGGGAGGAACAAGGAGUGCCACAAUCCAAGCUCACUGGGACAAUACAGAAUGAUAUACUGAAAGAAUUCAUGGUUCGAAAUACAUAUAUUUUCCCUCCAGAACCAUCAAUGCGGAUAAUUGCUGACAUAUUUCAAUAUACAUCAAAGGUAUUAUUUGCUUUAAAAAGGUAAAGGUACCCCUGCCCGUACGGGCCAGUCGUGUCCGACUCUAGGGUUGUGCGCCCAUCUCACUUAAGAGGCCGGGGGCCAGCGCUGUCCGGAGACACUUCCGGGUUACGUGGCCAGCGUGACGAAGCUGCUCUGGCGAGCGGGCACCCACGCAGCACACGGAAACACCGUUUACCUUCCCGCCAGAGCAGUACCUAUUUAUCUACUUGCACUUUGACGUGCUUUCGAACUGCUAGGUGGGCAGGAGCUGGGACCGAAAGACGGGAGCUCACCCCGCCGCGAGGAUUCGAACCGCCGACCAUGAGAUCAGCAAGCCCUAGGUGCUGAGGUUUUACCCACAGCGCCACCCGCGUCAUAUUAUUUGCUUUAAUAUCCAUUAAUUAUCAUUACUAUGUGUAGCAUUCAUAGGUUGAUGUCUCUUGUAGAACAAAGCUGUAUACUUUUUUUUAUUGCAGCACAUGCCCAAAUUUAAUUCUAUUUCCAUCAGUGGAUACCAUAUGCAAGAAGCUGGAGCUGAUGCGAUUUUGGAAUUAGCUUACACUAUAGCUGAUGGCUUAGAGUACUGCAGAACUGGACUCCAGGCUGGUCUCACUAUUGAUGAAUUUGCACCAAGGUACAUCAGUCUGUCAUCUUUGUCCGGGUGAAUCUAGUUUUUAAUUUCAAGACUGGGCUCUGGUUCCAAUGUAUAAAAUGGUUUGAUGCUAUAGCAAGUGAUGUACAAACCUUUUGUUCUCCUUAUGUUGGAAUCUGCUCUGGAAGGUUCCCCCAGUCCCCUGGAAGAGAUCUUGAAGGAGGGACUGGAGAAGAGGAGGGAAGUUCCAUUGCACAGGUGGAAGCCUGUUGCUUGAAAUGGAACAACAGUGUUAGAUACAACCCACCAUUUCCAACCCCAGGAUAAAUGUGGCCAUCUGGUGGCUUCAUGGGAUUGAUCUAUCAGCCAUGACUGUUGGUUGUGAUCAGAACUUUCUGCGAAUGUACUCUUGAAAACUCAGCUAUCCCUUUAGUAUUUCCAAGACAGGCUGAAGGACACAUCUUUCAAUUUUGGGUUCAAGAACAUUGUUAUUUAUAUGUACUGUAUAAUCCACAGUGUAAUUUGUUCCUUAUUCUACUCUGUUAAGACCAUUUUGCUCUUAUUCUAGGCUGUCUUUCUUCUGGGGAAUUGGUAUGAACUUCUACAUGGAAAUAGCCAAGCUAAGAGCCGGGAGGCGGCUUUGGGCUCAUUUAAUAGAGAAAAUGUUUCAGCCCAAGGACACCAAAUCACUUCUCCUUCGAGCUCAUUGUCAGACUUCUGGGUGGUCACUAACUGAGCAGGUAGGAAUCCCAUUUUAAUUAUCUACCCCAAGUGUAAUAUUCAGAGUAGUAAGUAUAGUGGUGCAUGCUCACAGAUAAUAAAGCAGUAGCUUUUCUAACUCUGGGUGCCUUCGAACAGCUUCUGUUAAAAGACCAAGAGAAGAAGGAAGGAGGAAGUAGUAUUGACUACUUAAUGUCAUUACUGAAUAAGAUUUUGCUCAGCUUUCCUACAUCCUGAUAUUUAAUUAAAUUUAUUUUAAAUGUACAUGCAAUUUAAAUGUAUCUAAAUGUGUGGUUAACAGUGGUGUACAUUUAGGAGGAAGUCAUAUUUAGCUGGUGAGCAAUUCUGAAUACGGCCAAACAGUACAAUUUCUGCCUCCAAUCUCCACCAUUGAAGGGGGUUAAGAUAAGGCAAAAGGGACCCUUCACCAGGGAAGGCUUUGUUGCUGUGGCAGUCCUCUCUGCCCCAGUGGGGCAAGAAUCUACCUCUGGCAGUGGCCUGUGGACAAGCCCCAAAAGGGCAUUUGAGGAUAGGGACAGGACACUGGUAGGUUUGGAUCGGCUGGAUUCAAGUUUCGUGAAUCCCCUGAGAGGCAGCAAAAAAAGUAAAGGUAGGGGAGCCCAGUUUUUUUAAUUGCUAAUCUACUGCCCUCUGUAUAUUGGUGUACUAUAUUCCUUACAAAUGCUCUGGUUUUUCUUCUAGGAUCCUUAUAAUAACAUCAUCCGCACUACAAUUGAGGCAAUGGCAGCUGUUUUUGGCGGUACUCAGUCCUUGCAUACAAAUUCAUUUGAUGAAGCUUUGGGAUUGCCGACGGUGAAAAGUGCUCGAAUUGCCCGGAAUACCCAGAUUAUAAUACAGGAAGAGUCUGGGAUUCCUAAAGUCGCAGAUCCAUGGGGUGGCUCCUUUCUGAUGGAAUCCCUCACCAAUGAUCUCUAUGAAGCUGCAUUAAAGGUCAGUCUUUCGCUUUGAAGAGGGAGGCAGAGAGAAAAAGGAAGCUGGUAAUUUUAAGCAGCCUUGCAAAUAAGUCUUGAAAACUUAUUAGCCUGUAUAUUUGCAGAGCGAUCUAAACCCUUGAUCCGCUGUGUUUGGGGUUUGGAUGGGACAGAAAUGUUCCUUUGUCCUGCCCAUCUCGGCUUCUUUCCACCAUUGGUGAGGAAUGUCUCAGUGCAGCUCUGAACAGUGGGCAGGGAGAAGUUACCAUCACUGGCUGGCAGAGUUGAUCCUUUGCCAACCCUGCUGUUCUCAUGUGACUGCAGCAGAUGCAUUCUGGGCCUGCACCAGCCUGGGUGCUGGCAUAGCGAAAGGAUAUUUCUCUCUCUCUCCCUCCCACUUUCACAAUGACUGGUCAGAGGUUUGGAUUGACCUCUUGGGCAAUCCAAACUUAGGAAAUGCCAAAAAUAAGAGAAUAGGGACAUGGGUGGCACUAUGGGUUAAACCGCAGAGCCUAGGGCUUGCCGAUCAGAAGGUCGGCGGUUCGAAUCCCUGCUCAUGUUGUUUGGUCUCAGCUCCUGCCAACCUAGCAGUUCGAAAGCACAUCAAAGUGCAAGUAGAUAAAUAGGUACCGCUCCAGCGGGAAGGUAAACGGCGUUUCCGUGCGCUGCUCUGGUUCGCCAGAAGCGGCUUAGUCAUGCUGGCCACAUGACCCGGAAGCUGUAUGCCGGCUCCCUCGGCCAAUAAAGCGAGAUGAGCGCCGCAACCCCAGAAUCGUCCGCGACUGAACCUAAUGGUCAGAGGUCCCUUUACCUUUACCUAAAAUAAGAGAACUACAUGCUUUCCAAUUUACAUACCGUCCUGAUUAGCAGGAACAACAUCUUGCUUGACUUAGGUGGGUAAACAAACAGCUAUUCACAAACCUGGUUUUAAGAAAUGCCAUUUGGAAGGGUGAGCUCCUGAUUGUUCCUUUGCAAGUGGAACUCCCUUCAGUGCUGUACAGUUCCUCAGGAAUUUCCCCAUGGAAACUACCCAGUGCAUCGGGGAGGGGUUUGUUUGUUUGUUUUUGAAGCACCGAAACUGCUUGUAAAAGCAAGAGGGGGAACUCUGUGAUCAUCAGCUGAAGGGCAGUAUACAAAUUUAAUAAUUAAUAAUAAUAAAAUAAUGCUUUCAAUGGAAACUGCUUUGUGUUUCAGGGCACACUCCCAGCACCAGUCAGCUGAUUGGACUUGGGAGCAUACCUUCAAAGGAGGUAGCUGUAACUGCCCAUCAGCUGGGCAGUUUGCAACAAUCCCCUUUGGACUUUGACACCAGAGUGUGAGAGUCUUAGGGAGCCAGCACACUGGCUGGAUGCAGUUCCCCACCCCUGGUCUUAAAUGGUUGCAUUUCAUCUGUCCCAGUUUUGUAAGUAGUUCCCUUGCAAAUAGUGGGGUCAGAGAAUGUUGCUUUAAUGGUGAUUUUAGUGCUAGGCAGCCACAUACUGAGAGUCAUUAACAGUAUCCAAAUUUUGUUGUCUGGUUAGCUCAUUAAUGAGAUUGAGGAAAUGGGUGGGAUGGCCAAAGCUGUAGCUGAAGGAAUACCCAAACUUCGAAUUGAAGAGUGUGCUGCUCGGAGACAAGCCAGGAUUGAUUCUGGUAAGGAAAAUGGACACUAUUUAAACACAACAUACACUUACGUAACUGCGCAGCCGCAGUCUGCCAGACAUAUAGACAAGUAUCAGUCUUGAACUUGAAUACCUUUAUUCAUAUAUUAAGACUUAAGUUCCCGUAACUCUUAAAACUCUAGUCCAAAAUUAGGAGAAUGAAAAUGUAGAAUCCAAGUUGAAUUUCAGCAACACUUGCUAGUAAGAUAAGUCUGUCAGUGUAUGAAAUAAAAUCCUUUGGAAACAGUAGUACAGUGGUACCUCCAGUUACGAAUGGGAUCAAUUCCGGAGGCCUGGCCAUAUCCCGAAAAUUUCGUAACUGGAGGACCGCUUCUGUGGACACACGCGGCGGAGGUUACACAACACAAGGUACCACUAUAGUUGCAUUUGUUUUUUGCCUGUCUGAGCUAGACACCAUACGUGAAACAAUGGCUGGGUUCCAGUGAACUCUGCAACUAGUGCUGCAAGCCCAGGGGAAAUUAUGUUUCUCAUGCGGUCCCCAUGCUGCAUAAUGAACCACCUACUAAAAGGGGGUGGGGGGCUUUCAAAAAGUAGUUUAUAUUUUUGAACUGGUUUUCAUUGCCCUAUACAAGUCCUCUGUUUCAUAGGGGAAUUGUGUAUUUUCUGGCUGCUAUAAGGGACAUGGGUGGCACUGUGGGUUAAACCACAGAGCCUAGGACUUGCCGAUCAGUAGGUCGGCGGUUUGAAUCCCCGUGACGGGGUGAGCUCCCGUUGCUCGGUCCCUGCUCCUGCCAACCUAGCAGUUCGAAAGCACAUUAAAGUGCAAGUGGAUAAAUAGGUACUGCUUCAGCGGGAAGGUAAACGGCGUUUCCGUACGCUGCUCUGGUUUGCCAGAAGCAGCUUAGUCAUGCUGGCCACAUGACUCGGAAGCUGUACACCGGCUCCCUUGGCCAGUAAAGCGAGAUGAGCGCCGCAACCCCAGAGCUGGCCACAACUGGACUUAAUGGUCAGGGGUCCCUUUACCUUUUAUAUGAGUAUCUUGCCUGUGACUUCAUAUUGCACAGCUAUUUCUGUUAAUAGCAUCCACUGUUUCUUACAUUGUUCGUGGGUCCCAUUGACUUUGGCUUUUCUGUAUUUGAGGUUUCCUCUCCUUUGCAAUACAGAUCGCGACACGUUCACCUGCGUGGAAGCAUUGCAGUUUCUACGUGCAUGCAAGCUGAAAAUCUUAGCUACCUAAAUUAAAAUUUGAAUGCGGUUGGUGAAAAAGCUUUCAGGUUGUGUUUUUCUUUUUGGAAAUCUGACUUCAUGUCGCGGCUUGAUAGAAACUUGUUUUAUGUUGUCAGUUUCUGAAAUUUAUUUUAAAUCCUUAACGUUUGGGAAAUACCCAGGUUCUGAAGUAAUUGUCGGAGUGAAUAAAUACCAGUUGGAAAAAGAAGAGACUGUUGAAGUUUUGGCAAUUGAUAACACUUCAGUCCGUAACAAACAGAUUGAAAAACUUAAAAAGGUACGUGUUAGAGAUUUAAUAGGUGAAGUAAUAUUGACAUUAUAAAUCAGCAUACAGUGUUAUUUUAUAUUUGUGUCAAACCAUAUUACAGUUAAGAAUACUUCUUAAUAUGCUUAGGAUCACUUUGACCGAUUGAAAUAAUAUGCAUUUUCCAUAUUGCAUGCUCUCUCUCUCUCUCUCAGAGAAAAUAGCAUUUUAAUACUGUUCUCUACUCCCUUCUUUCCUGAAGCCCCUCUCUUGUCCUGUCUAUCUAUGUCUUGUAGCUGGGGAAACCCAGCCAGAUGAGUGGGGUAUAAAUAAUAUGUUGUUGUUGUUGUGUGUUGAUAGCUAUUAAAAAAAUUACAUACUUUAAUUGCUCACAAAUAUAGUAUAACACUUCAGAAGCUGAACAAUUGACAAAGUCAAAGGUAGUGGCUUAUUUCAGUCAUAGCUGGAGGUUGUAUAGCUAAUAUUCUGUUUGGGCUUUUUUACCAGAAUAGGCAAAUACAUUAUCAAACUACUAUUGUUGAUUUUGAACAUUCCUGAUUUUCAUAAACAAAGCUUUGUUGCUUUUUGUUUCUGGACCCUUCAUUUUAUUUUAAAUGUUACCACCUUCCUAAAUUGACUGCUAGAAUUGUGUUAGAAAACUGUACUGAACCUGUUUAGUUUGCAGGCUGCAUCCUCCCAACACACACACACAUAUUGGACAGAUGAUUAAUUAGCAUUGAUGGUCAGGAUGUAAUUUUUAGAACUAAAUAAUGGCAUGUGUGUGCAAUGCCUGGGUUUGUUCUUUUUCAGUGAUAGUAGAUGUCAGCAAAGUUCCCUGAUUGGGAACCUCUUAGACGCAAACAAGUGAAUCUGCAUCUCUGUGAAGGUUUCCUAUUUUGGGGCUUCGGAGCAUAUCUGUUUGCAUUAUAUCAAAGGCAAUGAGUGAUAUUUCCUUUAAGUUUCAGGAGUGACAUUUAUGGCAAGAUAGAUAAACUGCUGGCACCAAGGAGAUGUACUGAUAUAGGUCUUAUUGAAGCUGGUAAUCUAAUAAAUAUUGAUUACACGAGUCCUCUUCAAACUCUUUUUUACAAAACAGUCGCUAUUACUUACUUACUCAUUUACUUUGAUUAUUUAUAUCCCACCCUAUAACCAAAGCUCUCCGUGUGGCUUACAAUAUAAAAACAGCACAAAUUGUAUAAAAGGGACAACUUGAGCAGAACCAGGGAGCCCUAUAGAAUUAUGCUGCAAACAGUUCUUGGCUGUUGUAAAGUUUUGCUUUUGUGUCUUUCCUUGAAGGUGAAAGCUUGCAGAGAUGAAGUUGUAGCGCAGCGCUGUCUUGCUGCCCUGUCAGAAUGCGCCGGCACAGGGCAAGGCAAUUUGCUGGGCCUAGCAGUGGAAGCAGCACGUGCCAGGUACUGGGGGAAAUACUGUGCAUUUAACCCAAGGGUGGUUCAGAGCAUCUCUCCCAGGCUCUGACUAACUCCCUGUGGCCUGCUCUGGCAGUGCAUAAGUCAUGUGUGUGACUAGAGAGAUGUUUUCAGUGGUGGAAAGGUCCAGAUUUAAAAGGCAUUAAGCUGUGAACCUCACUAUGGGAAGUCAGUCUCUCAGCCUGAUUUCCUUCACUGAGGGGCAAAGGGGUGGGGAUUCUGAAGCUAAAUCAUCACUCUGAGUUCUUUGCAGGAAAACCAGAAGAAAAAGACAACAAAUUUUUAAAUAAAUAAAACCCGAAUAAAUAUCUAAGGGAGGAGGGAAGCCAGAAGCAGCCAUAACAAAUAUUUUGCUCCUUUAUAUUCUCAGUGGAGCAUUUUCAAGACUGCUGUGGGGAGGAUGACUGGGAAGUCAGGGUCCACAAGCCCCAUUGUAUGUGCUUAGCUUUGGGUCCAACUAAGGCAUCUCCUAGGAGCGUUUAGCAUAGCUCUACUGAACAUUAAUACACCAUUCUAACUUCCGAUAGGGGACGCAGGUGGCGCUGUAGUGUAAACCACAGAGCCUAGGGCUUGCUGUUUGGAAGGUCGGCAGUUCGAAUCCCCGCGACGGGGUGAGCUCCCAUUGCUUGGUCCCAGCUCCUGCCAACCUAGCAGUUUGAAAGAACGUCAAAGUGCAAUUAGAUAAAUAGGUACCACUCCGGCGGGAAGGUAAAUGGCGUUUCCGUGCGCUGCUCUGGUUCGUCAGAAGAGGCUUAAUCACGCUGGCCACAUAACCCAGAAAAACUGCCUGCGGACAAACGCCGGCUCCCUCGGCCAGUAAAGCAAGAUGAGCGUCGCAACCCCAGAGUCGUCUGCAACUGGACUUAACUGUCAGGGGUCCCUAACCCUUUUUAACUUCCAAUAUUGUGGAAUUGGGGAAAGUUGAGAUUAUGUUUGCUGUGAUUAGAUUAUUGUAAUAUGAAACUAUUGUGACAAGUGCCAUUGAAAUAGGUGCUGAGUUUUUAUUUCUUUUUGUUGAGGUGUGUUUACUCAACCUUAAUGUUUGGGCUGCAUAUAUUUUUUCAGAUGUACAGUUGGUGAAAUAACGGAUGCAAUGAAAAAGGUGUUUGGUGAGCACAAAGCCAGUGACCGCAUGGUGAGUGGAGCUUACCGUCAGGAGUUUGGGGAGAGUGACGAAAUUACUCAAGCAAUCAACAGGUAAGGUGUGCUGUUUCUAUGGAUUAAAUCAGAUGGUGUGCUAUCAGGCUUCCAAAUUUUUGCAUGCUACGAACGUAUGUCCCAUCUCACUUCCAAAGUUUUAGAAUAUUUAAACUAAACAGUAGUUUGUAUUUCACAGAAUUUCUUACACUUCUCAAAUUUAAGGCACUAAUGCUAGUUCCUGUCAUCUCAAGGAUUUCCGCUGUGCCCUCUUCCCUCCAGAGCAGAUUGAGGGGGGCACAAGAGGCAGAGGGGGGAAGCCCGUCUCACAGGUGGAAAUCCUAGCGCUGAUGGGAGGUAUUCAUUUGAUACUGCCCUCUGUAAUUUCUGCAUUUCUUUUAUCUUCUCCAUUUUUAAUUGGGGGAUUACAUUCUUUUAUUCACUUUAUAAGCCAACCAUUUUUACUUAAUAAAUGUUCUUCCAAAUUUUAUAAAGUCAAACAAUUACCUUAAAGCUAUUACCUCUUUGCACAUGUCUAAAAUGGGUGGGUUUUGUUUUGUUAAUGCUGGGUUUUCAACCUUACUAUGUUAGUUAUGUUUGUUAUCAGGUUUGUUCUGCAAAUUCGCUGUAUUUAUUAAUUGGUUAUGGGAAGUAUUGUAAACUAGACAUUUAACAAAAUAAACUCAUCGCCUUUAAUUUAAGGCUGUUGAUGAUGAGGAGAACCUGAUAAAAUACCAGGCUGCGUUCAAGGUCUUACCAGUAGUAUAUAAAGCCCUUAACACCUUGGGACCAGUUCACCUGCAAGGUUGCUUUAACCCAUAUUUUCCCACUCAGCCACUUCAUUCUGCAGAACUGGCAUGGUUACGGGUACCACAUAAUACUUGUUAAUAAUAAUAUCCUUCAGCGUAGCCACAUCUGCAUUUGGAAACUCCUUUCCUAGUGGCAUCAGGCAAGCACCUCUGUUACUCUGUUUGGUAAAAGCAUGCUUGUUUUGAGAGACCUACCCAAGAGAAUGGUGGUGUGUGUUUUAAUCUGUGUUUAGCGUAUCGCUGAUUUUAUUUUUUCAAUGUUUUGAAAAGGUUGUUUUUAGUUCUUUUUACUGCUAAUUUUAUUGCUUUUAUGAAAUAAAUAAAGCAAGCUCAGCAUAAUUUUGCAUCUAUUAUAUUAGGAGUUACUAGAAUUUUUUUGUGUUAUUUUAAUGUAUUCCCUGUUUUUCCUUUUGUUCCUGAUUUAUUCAAUCUCAUCAUUACCAAAUGGAAGGUAAAUGAGAGAGAGAGAUUAUAAAAUUUCCAUAUACACAUAAAACUCCAUACUACUAAUAGAAUUCAAAUGCAUAUAGAUAAAUCUUUAAAAAUGGAAGACUUUUUUGUUGUAGUCACAGCUGUCAAGAUACCCUUAAAAAUGUUACUUCAACCGUCUGCAACUUACAAAAGCAAAUUCUAAAUUCAGAGUUAACAAGUUUGUGGAACGUGAAGGUCGGAGACCACGUCUUCUUGUUGCAAAAAUGGGCCAGGAUGGCCAUGACAGAGGAGCCAAAGUGAUUGCUACGGGAUUUGCUGACCUUGGGUUUGAUGUGGAUAUAGGCCCACUCUUCCAGGUAUUUAGUCUCUUCCAUUCAAAUUGUUAUUUGUUUGUUUGUUUGUUUGCUUGCUUGCUUGCUUGCUUGCUUGCUUCUCCUAGCAAUUAAAAUGUCUGACGCUUGAAUAAAGGAUAGUUAAAAGUAAAGGGACCCCUGACCGUUAGGUCCAGUUGCGGACGACUCUGGGGUUGCGGCGCUCAUCUCACUUUACUGGCCAAGGGAGCUGACGUUUGUCCGCAGUUUUUCCGGGUCAUGUAGCCAGCAUGACUAAACCGCUUCUGGCAAAACCAGAGCGGUGCACGGAAACGCCAUUUACCUUCCCACCGGGAGUUGUACCUAUUUACCUACUUUCACUUUGAUGUGCUUUCGAACUGCUAGGUUGGCAGGAGCUAAGACCGAGCAACGGAAGCUCACCCCGUUGCGGGGAUUUGAACCGCCGACCUUCUGAUCGGCAAGCUCUAGGCUCCCAGUAAGUCAUCUGUAGGAAUGGCUUUAUUUAUUUUUUGAAUAUAUUUUUGUAUUUUAUAUUUUUGUACACAGCUAUGAGGGCCUCGGGCUUUUAAGCAAUUUAUUAAUUUGUAAAAUAAUUUUGUAAAAAAUACAUGCAGCUAUUGUUUCAAUUUCCUAUUCGCACUAAAGGUAACAACCAGAAUAUGUUGUACUGGGAUGAUUUUACAGAUUCCCGAGUUGGAAGAUGCAGUGGGUUAGGUGGGUUAUGUUCCUCUCUGUACUCUACUUUCUGGGCACCCAUACAGUGGUACCUCGGGUUAAGUACUUAAUUUGUUCCGGAGGUCCGUUCAUAACCUGAAACUGUUCUUAACCUGAAGCACCACUUUAGCUAAUGGGGCCUCCCACUGCCACCGCAUCACCGCCAAGCGAUUUCUGUUCUCAUCCUGAAGCAAAGUUCUUAACCCGAGGUACUAUUUCUGGGUUAGCGGAGUCUGUAACCUGAAGCAUAUGUAACCCGAGGUCCCACUGUAUUGUCUAACCUAAAUGCCAGUAGCAGCCUUCAGCGGUGCAUGCUGGUGUCUGUGUUUUUUUGUCGCUCUAUGAAAAAAGAAGCGUGGGUCUGCAUGCAGUGUUAGGUUUUAUGCAUUCUUCUUUCCCAUAUUGUUUGACACUUCCUUUGCUUUCUCUUCCUAGACACCCCGUGAAGUGGCCCAGCAGGCGGUAGAUGCGGAUGUGCAUUGCGUGGGUGUGAGCACCUUGGCCGCUGGCCACAAAACGCUUGUUCCUGAACUCCUCAAAGAGUUGCAUGCCCUUGGCCGCCCAGACAUUCUCGUCAUGUGUGGAGGAGUCAUCCCUCCCCAGGUACUGCGCACCACCAUCACAAGAUGGCUUGUUGUGAGAUGAUUAAAUUGUUCCCAGUGAGGUGGGGUCUCCAUCUACUUUCUCCUCCUCCUCCAGGCAAAUGAACACCAUUGAAAGGCUUUUAAAGUAACAUCUAGCUAUUGAAAUGUGGAAAUCCUUCAGCAAAUUUUGGAAAGCAUUGUAGUUUAUGGGUUUAGGGUUCACAGAACAACGCAGUUGAAAAGCAGCCUCCCAAAAGCUUUCUAAAACUGCCAAUAUAAUCAAAUAAUUUAAAAAUCACUUUUUAAAGUUAAAAAUAUUCAUAAACAUUUUAAGAAAUGAAGGAAAAAAGGGACUAGUUUCCUUUACUGACAUAGAAAAUAUAUAAUUUUUUCUUCUUCCAGAAUUUGUUUUUUUCCAGGGGGUGGUGGGGCGUUAUAAACAAGAAUAAUGUUAUACAGAUGAGUACAGUGGUACCUCGAGUUACAAACGCUUCAGGUUACAAACUCCGCUAACCUGGAGUUACCUCAAGUUAAGAACUUUGCCCCAGGAUGAGAACAGAAAUCGUGUGCCAGCGGUGCAGCAGCAGCAAUAAGCCCCAUUAGCAAAAGCACGCCCCUAGUUAAGAACAGUUUCAGGUUAAGAAUGGACCUCCGGAACAAAUGAAGUUCGUAACUAGAGGUACACUGUAUACUGUACCAAGUUUUCUUAUGUCAUUUGUAUAUCACAAAAAUAGCAUAAUAAAUAUGGGAAAAUAUCCAGAACAUAUGUUUCAUUAUUAGUGGUCAAUGUAGAAGUUCUUAGUUCAUGAAUUGGUUUAAUUAGGAAGAAGGGAAGAAAGGGCUGGAGGGGAAAAUGGCAAGUGGAGUGGUGUAGAAUUUGCUUUUCUGCUUCGAAUCUCUUGACCUUGGUAUACGGUAAUUGUUAAACCUGGCAAAAGAUUUGUAUAGAGCCACAAGUCUCUGGUUGUCUUGGAGCACAGGUGAAAAUGUUCCCCACUUUUGAUGAUUUCAUUCUUUAUGUUAGAUAGGAGCAGAGAUUGCUUGAACCUGUAGUCACUAGGACUUUGCACACAUGGCGAGGUAUACGUAGGUGAGAGCAUCACUGCUUUCCCCCAUAGCUAGCAUACUAAGUUAUUUUCCCUUCUCCAUGUGCACUACCUCCUCACCUGCCAUUGCUAAACUCUGCUCUUUUAGCAUGUGUUCUGCAGAAUUUUACUUUACAAAGUUUGCAUGCAUGUUUUAUGUCUGUUUUUCUCCUGCACAGGAUUAUGACUUCUUGUAUGACUCUGGUGUUUCCAAUAUUUUUGGCCCUGGAACCCGAAUCCCAAAGGCAGCUGUCCAAGUUCUUGAAGAUAUUGAGAAAUGCUUGGAUAAGAGGCAGCAAUCUGUGUAAACUUCUGUCUCAUAACAAACUUUGUAUCUCAUGGUGAAUCUUAUAGUUUGUGUUGAUGCAUUGUGAUCUGUUGAUAAAAAGAAGGAAUUGAUGCGAAUUCAUCUACAAUGUCUGGUGUUGCCUUAUGCUUUCUAAGAAAGUGGGAAAUUAUCUGCAAUAUUAUUACAUACAUAUGUAAAAUCUAUCAAAGAAUCUAAAUGAAAUGAGUAAAUUUUAAAAUUUUGCAUAUAAGACUUCAUUAUAUCUGAAAUACACUUCAGAUCUUUGGAUAUGCAAAUUACAAUUUAAAAUAAAUGUUACUGAUACAGAAAGGUGGUGAAAU
Messenger RNA from Podarcis lilfordi (Lilford's wall lizard), 16021 nucleotides. The record is from the annotation of a GenBank genome assembly. NCBI's taxonomy places the organism in Eukaryota, Metazoa, Chordata, Lepidosauria, Squamata, Lacertidae.